Messenger RNA from Sabethes cyaneus, 776 nucleotides. RefSeq lists its product as uncharacterized. The record is from RefSeq and is a predicted model, not a curated record. Bases 130 to 681 code for a protein of 183 amino acids. Lineage: Eukaryota; Metazoa; Arthropoda; Insecta; Diptera; Culicidae. The transcript has 2 exons.
UUAUUAGAUCGGUUGACCAGCUACCAAGCUAUUCUGUUCGGUGCGUUCGGUGUCAUUCAUCAAUCUAGUGCAAGAGGUUGUUCCAGAGGGUAUUGCAUAUUUUGUAAGAAGCAAAAGGAAGGAACAAAAAUGUUUGAAUCAGCACGCCAAUAUUGGAAUGUUCUCCGUUCGCCGGAGAACCGUUUAAGGGUGGCACAGGUGGUAAUCGGAAUUAUCGUCCUCGGAGUGGAGUUUCCAAAACCACUGUAUUAUUCGGACGUUAGCAUGGCGGAUUAUAUUCUGUUCUUUUUCACAUUCAAUGCCACACUCUUGACGCUGGUGAGGCUGAUAGAUACCAUCAGAGCCGAUCAUCCGAUCGAGAAGGUCUUCGGGGAGGAAUUGUGGUUUCGAACGGAGCUCCGAUUCACCGGGCUUAUGACGCUAGCGUUAUGUUUCUCAGCCUGGGCAGUGUUUUUGGUGGCCAUCGCCGUAAUCUACUUCCCUGCCCAGAAUAUCGUCGGCGGUGUGUUCGGUUUUGCGCUCAGUGGGCUGUAUCUAGUCGAUUGGUGGCAACUGUUCCAGAAACGGCGCUCUGCUCGAGCUGAUACCGGUGCUGAUGAUGCUGAACUUGCAGUGGGAAGAGCGGACGACGUAAAAGGAAGCUUCCUGGCGGUGAACCUUGGUAUCUGUUCCACUGAUUGACGAGUUUGAACCUACUAAAAGGAUAUUAGUCGACUAAUCGAAUAUUUCGAUUCUCGAAUACAUUUAAAACAUAAGAGAUCUUAUUUUUUUGAACA